Venustampulla echinocandica is the source of this 456-nucleotide messenger RNA. RefSeq lists its product as uncharacterized. Gene Ontology annotation, biological process: RNA catabolic process. Gene Ontology annotation, cellular component: ribonuclease H2 complex. The transcript is spliced from 3 exons. The record is from RefSeq and is a predicted model, not a curated record. Bases 1 to 456 code for a protein of 151 amino acids. NCBI's taxonomy places the organism in Eukaryota, Fungi, Ascomycota, Leotiomycetes, Helotiales, Pleuroascaceae.
AUGUUCUACCCUGUCGAAUACAACAUAACGGACCAGUCAAUACCUCGAAGAGAUACUGGGACCCAAAAACCACUUCAGGCGAGUAACCAUGGCAAAACGACCGCCUAUUUCCGGGGAAGAAAGCUUCACGGCAAGAAAUUGAAAGUGCCAAAAGGAUACCGGGGACUUGUCCUCACCUCAACGGACCGCAUCUUGCCCACCAAAGAACAAUCGCCGGGGGUAAAGAAUGGUGAUGAAGGCAGCGAAGGCGAUGAAGAUGCCGAGGAGGUUCCGGGAGUCAAAGUCGUGGAGGAAAUGUCCGAAUUUGAUGAUAUCAUGAUAUGGGGACACGAGACUCUGGCGGAUGAGACAGAUCCUUAUAUGAAGGGCGUAGAGGAAUGGGUUUUGUUUGCGGAGCGGAUUCAUUCACAUAGCGAGGAGGAAAUGAAAGACGAAUGUGGGAUAAAGGAUGCUUAA